AUUGCGUAUACACUAUUGCCGAUAACGCCAUCGCACACAACCAGCUCCUGAGUUAAAUAACCGUCGGUACGCUCAUGCUUCUUCGUCAAACAGACAUCAUUUCAGCGUUACCCACCGCAAGCAAUUGGCUUUCUUUGGUCUAAACGCAAUUCAAUCGAACUUUAAUUAGGACUUGUUACGUCUGGACUCCAUCAGUUCACUCAUUUUAACAGAAGCCGACGCCUAAUCCGCGGACCUGAAUUGAUAUUUAUUUCGUUCUUUUCCCUCUGUUACUUUUGGUCGCAUUUCUCUUAAAAGCUUUUGUAUUUUCUCGAGACUUCUCAUUACACUCUACAAAACAACUACUACAACAUGUUGAAAAACGCCGUGAAAUCAUUCCCCAAGGUUGCCGAUGGCUUUAUUGGCGCUAUUGGAAGAACUCCUCUUGUUCGCUUGAACAGCUUGUCUGAAGAGACUGGCUGUAACAUUCUUGCCAAGGCUGAGUUUCUCAACCCCGGUGGCAGUAUCAAGGACCGUGCCGCUUGGUAUGUCAUUAGAGAUGCCGAGAAGAAGGGUACCUUGAAGCGUGGUGGUACCGUUGUUGAGGGUACUGCUGGUAACACUGGUAUUGGUUUGGCUCACGCUGCUCGUGCUCGUGGUUACAACUGUGUUGCUUACAUGCCCGACAUUAUGGCACAAGCCAAGGUUGAUACUAUGCGCUGCUUGGGUGCUGAGGUUAAGCGUGUGCCUGUUGUUCCUUACUCUGAUCCUGAGAACUUCAACCAUCAAGCUCGUCGUUACGCCGAGACCCACCCUAAUACUGUAUGGACGGAUCAAUUCGACAACCCAGCCAACUUCCGUGCCCAUUAUGAGACUACCGGUCCCGAAAUUUGGGAGCAAACUGGUGGUAACAUUGACGUUUUCACUUGUGCCACUGGUACCGCUGGUACGCUUGCUGGUGUUACUCGCUACCUGAAGGAGAAGACCGAUGGCCGUAUGAGAGCUGUCGUUGCUGAUCCCCCUGGAAGUGUGGUCUACAGUCACUUCAUGACUAAGGGCAAGAACCCCGUUAUUGAGGGUGACACUUAUGUCGAGGGUGUUGGCCAAGGUCGUAUCACCGGCAACAUGAGCAGAGUUUAUGACAUUCUUGAUGCCGCUAACUCUAUUCCUGACUCUGAGUCCCUUGCCAUGUUGUAUCGUCUUAUGCUUGAGGAUGGAAUUUUCGUUGGUGGCUCGUCCGCCGUCAACAUCAGCUCCGCUUACCGCAUUGCUAAGGAGCUUGGUCCCGGUAAGACCAUCGUUACUGUUAUUCCUGACAGUGCUCACAAGUAUGCUCCUCGCGUCUUCAGCAAGAGCUAUCUUGAGGGAAGAGGCCUUUACGAUACUCUCCCCGAGGACUACAAAAAAUUUGUUUGUCUCCCUUAGAUGACCUUCACCUUACAUGGUUUCUGAGAAGGCUAUUGGGGUUUGCUGCUGAAUAGGGCUAAAGCUCGCCCUUCUUUGUGCCAGUGACUCACGUUCAUGUUGUUCUCUCAUAAGACUCGUUUUCAUUUGAUUCGCCAUUUACACCUUCCCGACGGCAUGCUAGACAUGUUAGGAAUAAUUCCCUUUUUGUAUACGUCAACAUCUUUAACUUGUGGCCUUAAGCCGAAUAAGACUAGAUUCAUUUUUU
Schizosaccharomyces japonicus yFS275 is the source of this 1651-nucleotide messenger RNA. RefSeq names its product cysteine synthase. The transcript has a single exon. Gene Ontology annotation, biological process: L-cysteine biosynthetic process; amino acid metabolic process. NCBI's taxonomy places the organism in Eukaryota, Fungi, Ascomycota, Schizosaccharomycetes, Schizosaccharomycetales, Schizosaccharomycetaceae. Gene Ontology annotation, cellular component: mitochondrion. The record is from RefSeq and is a predicted model, not a curated record. Bases 352 to 1404 code for a protein of 350 amino acids. Gene Ontology annotation, molecular function: cysteine synthase activity; pyridoxal phosphate binding; catalytic activity.